AUGGAAAGCGCGGACGCGAACAGCGAAGUGGAAAAUGACGCGGAAAUGAAACUCUUGAGAGACAAAUUCAGGCUAUCCGCAAUCUCCAUCACCGAAUCCCAAGCAAAACAAAACGGCAUGGAAGUUUCAAAAGUCGUAGUCACUUGUAUUGCGGAUUUAGCGUUCAAGUAUACAGAGCGCGUGGCUAAGGAUCUUCAUCUAUUUGCGCAGCAUGCGAAUCGUAAAUCUGUAAAUAUGGAAGAUGUGAUACUUUGUGGACAUAGAAAUGAACAUCUAUCUGGCUUGUUGAGGACGGUCUCCAAUGAUUUAAAAGCCAGAGAUCCACAAUCUGAAAGGAAGCGAAAGAAAGAAACCAAAAAGAACGAAAAAUGA
Molecule: messenger RNA, 372 nt
Organism: Sphenostylis stenocarpa
Lineage: Eukaryota; Viridiplantae; Streptophyta; Magnoliopsida; Fabales; Fabaceae
Source: the annotation of a GenBank genome assembly